This is a messenger RNA of Fusarium odoratissimum NRRL 54006, 4158 nucleotides long. RefSeq lists its product as uncharacterized. The transcript has 7 exons. The record is from RefSeq and is a predicted model, not a curated record. Bases 28 to 4158 code for a protein of 1376 amino acids. NCBI's taxonomy places the organism in Eukaryota, Fungi, Ascomycota, Sordariomycetes, Hypocreales, Nectriaceae.
GGUACAAUUAAAUAAACCACAAUAAACAUGUCGACCAGCAGCAUGUUCAGCCCGGUGGUGUCAGCUGGCCAUCGGUUCCUAGAUUCUCUGGAGGAUAACAAUAGGUCUAUCGCUACUCUCUGCACGUCAGCUGACACUUUCAUUCACCAUGUUAAAGAGCUCGACGCAGUACAAAACGCUCAGUCUGGUGUCAAAAAGAGCAUUUUCAACAGCAUUUCCACCUUCAGUGAGAACGUUGAGCCCUAUGUCAAGGUCAUAGAUACUUUUGUGUCGUCCAAGCCGGAAGUAGCUGCCUUGAUAUGGGGUGCAGCCAGACUAGUGUUGCAGCUCGCAAGCAAUUACUUAAACUUUUUCCGGAAGCUAACUGGCAUGAUGGAGAAAACCUCGUCGCAACUUGCGAAUUACAAACAACUUCUCGAAUUGCUUGAGGAAAAUGACAUCGAGCCGACUCCAGGGCUUCAGUGCGCAGUAGUUACAACCUACGAAGGCAUACUAGACUUUUUCCAGAAGAUAGUUGAUGUUUUUUACAAGAAGACAGGGAAGGCAAAGUCGCAGCCGAUCGUGGUCGGAAACAUUCUUUUGAAGCCGCUGGAUUCCACAUUCAGCACCCUCCAAGAAAAGUUGUCGGAUUGCGAUACCCUCGUAGACAAGGAGUUGCAGCUUUAUCAGCUCAGACUUAUUCUGCAGCGCCGACAGGAGGACGUUAACGAACUGAAAGCGAAUAACGAUCGAUCUUCUGACGCACUUCGUCAGCUCAUUGCAGCCAUUGAUGCUCUCGUGAAAUCAGUGAAGGUGGAGAAGAAGGGGGAAGAAAGGCAUAUCGAUGCCGUUAGAAAUGACAUCCGGCAAUGGAUUAACCCUCCAGAGUUCAUGAGGAGAUACGAGUCCAUAAUCGAUGAGAUAGAAGAAACCACUACUGAAUGGCUAUUUCAGAAGGAUCAGUACAAGAAAUGGGAGUCUUUCGAGGGAGGCGAUAAAGAAAUUUCACAUAGCAAGGUUCUGUGGAUUCAUGGUAAACCAGGGAGUGGCAAAUCAUUCCUGUCCGCUUCGGCCAUCGAUCUGCUAAAGGCUUCAGCUCGCAGCAACAAACACACAGUCGUUCUUUUCUUCCAUUUUAAUGCAGACGAUCCUACGUCUAAUACUAUCACUGCAGCCUACAGGUCAAUCCUCGCACAGCUGUUUCAAAAAUACUCUGAUUCGCGCUCCAUGAUUGAUCGUUUCUCAUUUUCUCUGGCUGACUCACAUGGACAAAAGACUGCAUCUAUGUUCGAGGUAGUCGACUUGCUGGAUCUAUGUCUUCGAAAUUUUGAGGGAAGGUGCUUCAUUAUCCUUGAUGGCAUAGAUGAGUGCAGUGAUAACGGCCGUUCGUUAUCGGCACUGUUGACUACGAUCUCUCAUUGCCCAUUUGCCAAGUUACUCCUUUUCAGUCGACCAACCGUCGCCUUUCUCAAUGAAUGGGUACCACCGCAUGAGCGGUUUCCGAUAGGAGACGAAAACAGCAGCGACAUCCAACAGUAUCUAAAGCGGAGGAUCGAAUCAUUCGUCGAGCGAGACUACCUCCCUGCUUCAGUGCAGAAGGAACGCUUGCUCCACCAUCUCACACUAGGCGCCGACGGUAUGUUCCUAUGGGCUCAUCUCAUGAUCAAGUACUUGGACACCGAUGCUAUGUAUCAAGAAAGCCGAAUUUCGGCUAUUUUUGAUAUCACCAUGCCCGAUGACCUGGACAGGAUGUAUUUCCGAAUUCUACAAAGAAUCCAACUCUCAAACUCGAUAGAGCGCGAGUGGGCCGCCAAAGUCUUCUCAUGCCUUACGUAUGCAUUUACUCCUGGCCCUUUCCGACCUGAAGAGCUACGACUGUUCCUUAGUCCAAACGCGAAGAAGCACUUACCACUAGCUCGCUUUGUGCAGACGACGGUGAGAGUCUGUGGGGCACUAGUGGAGCUGGGUUCCGACGGGCAAAUCCGAUUUAUUCACAUUUCUGUCAAGGAAUACUUUAUAUCACAAGCAGCAGGUUUCGGGCAUCCUCCUCACCGCGCUCAUGCGAUGUGCGCUGCGGUUUACCUAGAGUACAUGGUUACGCACUUACCCUCCGAGCCUUUGCCAGCAGGUUUGCAUAACCAUUUAACGCUUCUUGAUACAUUUCCGCUACUCAAAGUUGCGGUAGGGAAUUGGAUGCAUCAUUGUGUUAAUGCACUUCUUGCAAUGAAGAACGAUCCUUCGGAUAGAAAAGACGAAGGCUCCACCAAUAUCGAUAACAUCGGAGAGCUAGUGGAUAUACUGAUACCUAGACUUCACCAGUUUCUUGACAACCAAUCCUGCUUCCUCUCCUGGAUCGAAAUGUCAUACCGUCUUUCAGUAUCCGUCAUCAAGUCUUGUCUCGUCUGGAAAGCUAGCUUGAAAGAGCUUUCUUCAAAUCUCACCAACCAUUCGUGCGGUGUCUAUUCAGACAGCGUGUCUCGGACAUUGACCGAUUUGAUCGAUCUUGUGUCGCGCGCAGAAGAUAUUGAAACGGAGUGGAAUUCGCAACUCCUACAAGAUCCGGCUAUUGUAUGGAGAGAGGUUGAAGCCUUCCACAGACAUGCUGAGCAUUCGCCCGCGGCUCCAGUCAUGAAAGUGACUAGUCUCUGCGCAGAGAAGCCAGAAACUCUUGAGGCUGAAAAUGGAAGUCUAAAGACCAUAUCCAGAAUUCGAAACGAUGGAAAAGCUAUAAUUGUACUCUCGAUUUGGCCUUCCAGGGCUUUUGAAGAUGCUGCCUUUCGUUCUGCCGCGGAGCUGAGUGGUAAGAACUUGUGGAACGCAUGUUCAGGCUGGGUUGCGAAGCUUGAGGCUUGGACGACUGAGGAACAGCCUACUCGUGCUCUCAGUCUAGUUAUCAAAAUUAAUGCCCAAGAGGUCUUGAUCCAAUGUAAACAGUCUGCUUGGGAAGACCGCAAUAAGUCCCCCGCGUCACCAUGGAGUUUGCAGUUUCCCCUCGCUAUCUCUUCGAGCGGACGGUACUUUUGCAUUCUUCGGACGGUUUACAAAAUAUCCCAGCCGGAAAGUCAGCAUUGCCAACCAAAGCUGCGAAAGUUCAAGCUGAACCUGAACCUGGAUGGACGCGAUGAUUGGGACCCUUAUCGACAUGUCGAACACAAUCUGCUGGAACCCCGGUUCUUGUACUUCCCAAGUUUUACUGCCAGUGACGACCUCUUCGUCCUUUACUCAAAGGUUGGCACUCCGCUAGUAUUCGCACUCUUCCAAACCAGACUUGAAGAUAAAUUCCAGCUGACGUUGAAGUCUUCUGAUAUGAGUGAGAUCGUCUUAAAACCGGAUGAUUUUCACAGCAUCAUGAUAUGUGAUAACCCGGUCCUUCCAUUAGUAGGAUUUAUUGCUGGUCCGGGAGCUUAUUUAUGGGACUGGACGCGUGCGGAACAGCCAAGAAUUCUUUGCUGCUACAGUUCGGAUGUGGAUGAACCAGUAAAAAUAGCCUUUUCUAGCUGCGGAAAGUUCUUUAUCCUCCGCCUGCAGGCAAAUCCCAAGCCAAUGACCGUGGAUGCAGAGCAGGUCCUUGGCAUCAAGCGUAUGCCAGAAUUGCAACAGAGGAGUAACCCGGUGACAAGCGAAUCGUUCAACAUCAUGACACGAAAAGCAUAUGGCUCCUUUCUACAGCGAAGCAAACAGUACGGGGUGAUUGACAGUACAGAUGCGAGUAUGGUCAUCAAGGACGGAGUUCCCGCCACUGAUGCCUUACAUGUCGUCUCGUCACAAAACCAGAUUGUUGUGCGCAAUAUACAAGAAGAUCAAGAGGCCGAUGGAGAAACUGUCAAUGAGGUACAAUUGACAAGGCUGCCUGAGAGUGUCGCCAACAGCUCUUCGGCACCAAAUGCUACGGUAAUCGUUCCAGAUGGUGCCGACAGGAUGGUAAAGAUUGCCGUCACAGAUGAGCCGAGUCUUUAUAGCCGUCUAUCACUGGGGAGGAAUCAGCUCCUUAUGCUUAUCCAGCGCGAAAAGACCUCGCUUCAAUUUCAGACCACGAAGAUAAGCUUACCGGUUAUAAAUUCAGUACAGAACGUGGCAAUCCAGCCACAAGAAUCGCCGUCUCUAUUGGAUUCAACAGUCCACCCCUUCGUGGUUGUGCCAUGGCAGGUAGAUGAGCAGCUUGGCAUGCACGUGCCAUGA